Cutaneotrichosporon oleaginosum is the source of this 798-nucleotide messenger RNA. RefSeq lists its product as uncharacterized. The record is from RefSeq and is a predicted model, not a curated record. NCBI's taxonomy places the organism in Eukaryota, Fungi, Basidiomycota, Tremellomycetes, Trichosporonales, Trichosporonaceae. Gene Ontology annotation, biological process: autophagy; autophagosome assembly. Gene Ontology annotation, cellular component: phagophore assembly site.
AUGGACGCGGUAAACCACAUCAAGCUGCGCGUCGAGCGCACCACAGCCCCUACGGUCCUUCGCGCCCUCCUCAACGCCAUCUUCUUCCAGCGAAAUCUUGACGCGAUCGAUCCCGUGACUGUCGAUAUCCUCGACACGCCCGUCGCGGUGGCCUCAUCAUUGAGCGCACCCGCUGCAGGCAGUAAGGCUGGCACACCAGUGCCUGCCGAAGUGGAGAUCAGGCGCGAGAUUUUGGCCAAGAUUGAUGAGUUCACCAAGACGUUUGUGGAUACGCGAGCGGACGGCGGAGAGAUCGCGGUCGUCUUCUUCCAGCGCAAGAAUCGGAAGGGGUGGUUUGCGGUCACUGAGGCUCUCGUCCCGUGGGAGGAGCAUCUCAUCACCCUGACCUUCGUCACUCGCGCGACGCAGAACCCGCUGCCCAGCGCCCUCCGCCAAGUCCUCACCUUCUGCGCGAAGCAUAAAGUUGGCGUCCCAUCCGCGCUCGGCAGCCCAGACCAAAGCACUCUCUCGCACGAGAUCAUCGUCGCUCCCCCGCCCCCAGCAGAGCUCUUCAAUCGGUCCGCAUCCCCACAUCCCGAACGCCUGCAUUCACCCCGCCCGGCCGAAACGUCCGGGACGACCUCGACAACUGGUGACACGGCUGUGGCCCCCGUGCCCGUGCGGCCGGCGCUGGAGCGCCGCUCGAACUCGCCGAUGACGGCCAUCAGCGACGCGGGGACCAGCGCCAUGGGAUAUCUCGGCCAAGCGAAGGACGGGUUGUUGGCCGUCGCACCCGCUACAAGCUCUCCGGACAGCUGA